Messenger RNA from Brassica rapa (field mustard), 2430 nucleotides. RefSeq lists its product as uncharacterized. Lineage: Eukaryota; Viridiplantae; Streptophyta; Magnoliopsida; Brassicales; Brassicaceae. The record is from RefSeq and is a predicted model, not a curated record.
CACAUCAUUUCGCUGAAUUAUUGGUGGCCAUACACACGUAUUAAAGUAUGCAUGUGUCUUCUUCACUUUUAUGGUUAUGUACUUAAUGUAAGUUUUGAUUCUUUUGACUUCCUCUUUGAGUCUCUAAUAGAUUUAUAAUCGAGUGGCUAAUGACAGAGACACCACACUUUUUGGGCAAAAUAUGAAAUUUGGUAUAUAAUAUUAUCAGCCUUAGUUUUAUCAUCAUUGAACUCAAACCAGUAUAAUGUACGUUAGCUGUUGACAUACAUAUAUCUUAUUCAUGUUUGUAUUUAUUUUUCUGUUUUGUGUAUGCGUUUGUGAUAUAAGUAUAUUACAACAAAAACAAUCUUUAUAUAUAAAAGACAGUUUAAUCUCUUCUUAGGCCAUCCACGUUCACUUCCUCUCGCGUCGACACGUGUCACUGACGACGAGGUGCUGCGUUUCAUUAAACUGAACAUGUUAUCUUCUGGGCCUCGCUCGAUCUUUCUGUGAUGGGCCUUUACACUCACAGCCCGAACGAUGUCACGACGUCUCCAACCCUAAGACACAUUACUCUCGCGUAACCCUUUUCUGCGCCGGCGACGCGUGACGUCUUCGAUUCCUUCCUCUUCGAUGAAACGGCCGGAGUUAUGUCGUCGUCUUUAUUCCAAUUGCAUUCAAUCCCUCGCUCAUUCAAUCCCUCCCUCAGACUCUUCGAUGCGCCAUUUGAACCCGAGCAGAUCUGUAUAAAUAUGUAAGUAUCUAUAGAUCUCCAGCGCAUCAUCUCUUUCUUUCUCUUGAGACUUUCUGAUUCCUGUUGCUAUGUCUAUUUCGAGAGUCUUCUUCUCUGACCUGAAGUCCGGCAAAUGCUCCUCCGUCGUCGAGGCCCGGCUUCUACGGUUCUGGGAGGCGAGGAACGUCAAACGCGGUGGCGAGCUGAUGUGGGUCGAUAUGCUACUUAUGGACGUGAAUUCGACUUUGAUCCAAGCUACUAUCAACGCGAAUCGGCUUCCAAGGUUCCGAGAUAGGCUCGCCGCCGGGACGAUGUACUCUGUUUCUGGCUUUGACGUGGCUCGCUGUGCUCAGAACUUCAAGCUUGCAGACUCUUCUUUUUUGACGUGUUAUCUGAUCCGGUCUCGCCAAUACCGGCAGAGGGAUUCCGGUUCCGUAACCAGACCGAGUUGGUUGGUUUAGCCAAUACAAACACUCAGCUUCCAGAUAUUAUUGGUGAAAUCGUGGCGGUGAAGAGCACCGUGUCUGACCCUCCGGAGGAUAAGAACCGUGUCAUGGUCACCGUCAAAUUAGAAAAUGAUGUGUCUGUCACUCUUAGUCUGUUUGACGCUCAAGCCGUUUUAUUCCACCAGAAGCUUGGAGGCAUGCGUGAUGAUCCUAAAGUGAUUGUUGCCACAAGCAUAAACCCGAAGAUGGUUGGAGGUCGUUUAUUCCUCAACGCAACGUCAGGAACACAUGUUUAUUAUGAUAAGGAGACACAUGCAGGAGAGUCUUUAUUUUACCGAUUGGUGGCUAGAGACACUGGUCUUCCGUCUGCCGCACCUCUCUUGAAGUCUUAUGCGAAGGUUGAGACUGUGACAAUUGCAGAGCUUAACCAUUUUAUCACUACGGAUUCGCCACAGCAGCAGGAAAUAGAUUUCUUAUGCACUGCGAGAGUUUCUCGGGUUGAAUCGGACAAAGGGUGGUGCUAUGUUGCGUGUUCUAAGUGCAGCAAGAAAUUGCAACGCACUGUCACUUCUUUCGAAUGUGCACGCUGUAAUAACCCUCAUGCGGUCGGAUCUUUACGUUAUCGCGUUGAGAUGGUUGUAACUGAUGAUACUGCUGAAGGGACAUUUGUUUGCUUUGAUGGUGUUAUGACGAAGUUGCAUAAUCUCCGGGCAAGUGAGGCGGUCCAGUUACUGGGUGAAGAAGGAGUGAACCCUGAGGAUUCCGUGAUGCCUCCGUUCGUUGCAGGAAUGGAACGCAAGACCUACACUUUCCAAGUCCGUGUCACGCCCUACAACUUCACCGUCAACCACCAGACGUUCACCGUGUCGCGUAUCAUCAAUGAGGUUGAGCGUGCACCAGCUCCAGAAUUUGUCGAUGAUGAAGGUGAUGACAAUGAUGAUGAUGAUGCGCCAGACGGGCCUAACAACCGUGUGGAGUCUGGUUCCGGCAAGGGCAAUUGUGAGACAUCAAAGAGAGCUGGAAAGGAGCCAGUCGGUAAUGUGCGUAAGAGGGCGCGUAUUGCUUAAGAUGGAUCUUCGAUAAUCAUCUCUCGAUAUUCUGCAGCUUAAUAAUGUUUCUGCAUUCUACUUUAUUGUCAUCUUUUUUCUAUCUAUGUUAUGGAUUUUCUACAUUCCAGUUGUUUUUUUUUCAAACUCUCUACUUUAUGGUUGUUAUGAAUGCUUUUUAUAUUGAGUUGACAUAAGUUUAAAAAAGGAACAAGUUGAUGCUUUA